CGGGAGUUUCAGUUCUUCUUCUGCUCACUGUGGGACCUUGGGUGGUGGAGACGGGAGGUUCAGAGGGUUUGGGCAUGGGUACGGCAGCAGGAGCCUCCACAACCUUGGAGGGUUCAGGAAUGUCUAUACUGGUGGAGGCUACGGAGGAGAAGGAGUAAGAUAUGGGAGAUGCCUUGGAUUUGGUGGCUGGAGACAACCUGAGAGAGGCUUUGGUGGAAGAGGAUAUUUCAUGGGAGGUUUUCAAAGUGGUAAAACAAGGCUUGGUGGCACCUACAGAGAAGGUUCAGGCAGAGAGGUACUCGGAGGAGGCCUUGGCAUAGGGCAACAAGGGGCUGGACAGGGACUGGGACAGGCUGGAGUUCUCCGAGGCAUUGAGGAGGUCCAUGUCAACACCAACCUGCUGAGGCCAAUACAGCUCCAGGUGGACCCUGAGUUCCAGCAAGCGUGCUCAGAUGAGAAGGAGCAGAUCAAAGCUCUCAACAACAAAUUUGCAUCAUUCAUUGAGAAGGUUCAAUGUCUGGAGCGGCAGAAUCAGGCACUCUUGGCCAAGUGGGAACUUCUGCAGCAGCAAAGCUCUGGCCCCGAGGAGAGCAGGAACAUCAACAACUUCUUCCAGUCCUACAUCACCAACCUGCAGCGGCAGCUUGAGACCCUCCAGAGCCAGAAGGAGCAGCUGGAUCCCGAAGCCUACAACAUGCUCCAGCUUGUUGAGGAUUAUAAAAACAGAUUCGAGGAUGAGAUCAACAAACGCACGUCCAAGGAGGAGGAAUUUGUGGAGCUUAAAAAGGAACUGGAUAGUGCCUACAUGGGAAAAAUGGAGUUUGAUGUCCGAGUGGAUAUCCUGAGGCAGGAGUUGGAGUUCCUCCGGUGUUUAUAUGAAGCUGAGCUGUCCCAGCUGCAAACGGUUGUUGGGAACGUGGACGUUAUUCUGUCCGUGGACAACCACAGGGACCUGAACAUGGAUGGAAUCAUCGAGGAGGUCAGGCAGGAGUACGAGGGGAUGGCCCACAGGAGCACAGCUGAAGUGGAUGCCAUGUACCGGGGCAGGUACCAGGACCUGCAGAACAUGUGGGUGAAUCAACGAGAGCAGCUGAGGAACAGUCACCUGGAAAUCCAGGAACUUGCCAGGCAGAUCCAAAGACUCCAACCAGAAAUUGAAAUCGCAAGGAAAAGGAAUUCCAGCCUCCAGGACUCCAUUAAAGAUGCUGAGCACCGUGGGAGCUCAGCUGUCAGGGACGGCCAGGAAAAGCUAGAGGAGCUGGAAAAUGCCCUCCACCAGGCCAAGGAUGACCUUUCUCAGCUUGUCCAUGAUUACCAGGAGCUCCUGAAUGUGAAGCUGGGCCUGGACAUUGAGAUAGCCAUGUAUCGAUCGCUCCUGGAAGAGGAGGAGAACAGGAUCCAGGAAGGAUCACCAGCCACGAUCUGUAUCAUUGACUACAAUGCCAGAGCUUCUGGAGUCUCUGGAGGCAUAAAAAGUGUGAAGGGGAGAAUGAGUUCUGGUGGUACCAGUGGGAGCAGAAUGAAAGGGCCAGUCUCUGGAGGAGGAAAAGGUGGAAGCUCUGGAGGGGGUGGAUCCAGCUUAGCUCUGGUGGUGGUGGUUCCAUUUCUGGAGGAGGAAAAGGCUCAGGAUCUGGAGGAGGAAUCUCAGGUGGUGGAGGCUCCAUCUGUGGAGGAGGAGGAAGCUCUGGCAGUGGAGGCUCCAUGUCCAAGGGCAGCAGCAGCUCUGGAGGGUGGGGGUCCAGCUCCGGUGGUGGUGGUUCCAUUUCUGGAGGAGGAAAAGGUUCAGGAUCUGGAGGAGGAGGAAGCUCUGGCAGUGGAGGCUCCAUCUGUGGAGGAGGAGGAAGCUCUGGCAGUGGAGGCUCCAUGUCCAAGGGCAGCAGCAGCUCUGGAGGGUGGGGGUCCAGCUCUGGUGGUGAUGGUUCCAUUUCUGGAGGAGGAAAAGGCUCAGGAUCUGGAGGAGGAAUCUCAGGUGGUGGAGGCUCCAUCUGUGGAGGAGGAGGAAGCUCUGGCAGUGGAGGCUCCAUGUCCAAGGGCAGCAGCAGCUCUGGAGGGUGGGGGUCCAGCUCUGGUGGUGGUGGUUCCAUUUCUGGAGGAGGAAAAGGUUCAGGAUCUGGAGGAGGAAGCUCUGGCAGUGGAGGCUCCAUCUGUGGAGGAAGCUCUGGCAGUGGAGGCUCCAUGUCCAAGGGCAGCAGCAGCUCUGGAGGGUGGGGGUCCAGCUCCGGUGGUGGUGGUUCCAUUUCUGGAGGAGGAAAAGGUUCAGGAUCUGGAGGAGGAGGAAGCUCUGGCAGUGGAGGCUCCAUCUGUGGAGGAGGAGGAAGCUCUGGCAGUGGAGGCUCCAUGUCCAAGGGCAGCAGCAGCUCUGGAGGGAAAAGGUUCAGGAUCUGGAGGAGGAAGCUCUGGCAGUGGAGGCUCCAACUGUGGAGGAGGAGGAAGCUCUGGCAGUGGAGGCUCCAUGUCCAAGGGCAGCAGCAGCUCUGGAGGGUGGGGGUCCAGCUCUGGUGGUGGUGGUUCCAUUUCUGGAGGAGGAAAAGGCUCCAUCUGUGGAGGAGGAGGAAGCUCUGGCAGUGGAGGCUCCAUGUCCAAGGGCAGCAGCAGCUCUGGAGGGUGGGGGUCCAGCUCUGGUGGUGGUGGUUCCAUUUCUGGAGGAGGAAAAGGUUCAGGAUCUGGAGGAGGAGGAAGCUCUGGCAGUGGAGGCUCCAUCUGUGGAGGAGGAGGAAGCUCUGGCAGUGGAGGCUCCAUGUCCAAGGGCAGCAGCAGCUCUGGAGGGUGGGGGUCCAGCUCUGGUGGUGGUGGUUCCAUUUCUGGAGGAGGAAAAGGCUCAGGAUCUGGAGGAGGAAUCUCAGGUGGUGGAGGCUCCAUCUGUGGAGGAGGAGGAAGCUCUGGCAGUGGAGGCUCCAUGUCCAAGGGCAGCAGCAGCUCUGGAGGGUGGGGGUCCAGCUCUGGUGGUGGUGGUUCCAUUUCUGGAGGAGGAAAAGGUUCAGGAUCUGGAGGAGGAGGAAGCUCUGGCAGUGGAGGCUCCAUCUGUGGAGGAGGAGGAAGCUCUGGCAGUGGAGGCUCCAUGUCCAAGGGCAGCAGCAGCUCUGGAGGGUGGGGGUCCAGCUCCGGUGGUGGUGGUUCCAUUUCUGGAGGAGGAAAAGGUUCAGGAUCUGGAGGAGGAGGAAGCUCUGGCAGUGGAGGCUCCAUCUGUGGAGGAGGAGGAAGCUCUGGCAGUGGAGGCUCCAUCUGUGGAGGACAAGGAAGUUCAGGCAGUGGAGGCUCCAUGUCUGGAGGUGGCCAGACCACUGGAGGAUGGGGGUCCAGCUCUGGGAGGUGCAGCCCCCACAGUGGGGGGAUGAGCUCUGGAGGUGGGAGCAGCUGUGGCAGGAGAGGCUCCAUGUCUGGAGGUGGAGGACAAGGAAGCUCUGGCAGUGGAGGUUCCAUGUCUGGAGGUGGCCAGACCGCUGGAGGAUGGGGGUCCAGCUCUGGGAGGUGCAGCCCCCACAGUGGGGGGAUGAGCUCUGGAGGUGGGAGCAGCUGUGGCAGGAGAGGCUCCAUGUCUGGAGGUGGUGGACAGGGAAUCUCUGGUAGUGGAGGUUCCAUGUCUGGAGGCGGCCAGAGCUCCGGUGGUUACGGAUCAGGCUCUGGCAGUGGCCGAUGCAGACCCCACAGUGGGGGGAUGAGCUCUGGAGGUGGGAGCAGCUGUGGCAGGAGAGGCUCCAUGUCUGGAGGUGGUGGACAGGGAAGUUCAGGCAGUGGAGGCUCCAUGUCUGGAGGUGGUCAGACCGCUGGAGGAUGGGGGUCCAGCUCUGGGAGGUGCAGCCCCCACAGUGGGGGGAUGAGCUCUGGAGGUGGGAGCAGCUGUGGCAGGAGAGGCUCCAUGUCUGGAGGUGGAGGACAGGGAAGUUCAGGCAGUGCAGGCUCCAUGUCUGGAGGUGGUCCCAGCUCUGGUGGAUAUGGAUCAGGCUCUGGCAGUUGCAGCGCCCAUAGUGGGGGGAUGAGCUCUGGAAGUUGGAGCAGUUCUGGCAGGAGAGGCUCCAUCUCUGGAGGUGGAGGAAGCUCAGGUCAUGGAGGAUGCAGUUAUGGCAGUGGUGGGUCCAUCUGUGGGGGAGAAGGAGGCUCAGGGUAUGGAGGAGGAAGCUCUGGCAGGAGAGGCUCCAUGUCUGGAGGCAGUCACAGCUCUGGAGGGAGCAUCUCUGGAGGAGGAAUCAGCUCAGGGUAUGGAGGAAGCUCAGGUAGUGGAGGAUUGAGCUCUGGUGGGUGCAUUAGUGGUGGAGAAGGAGGCUCAGGGUAUGGAGGAAGCUCGGGCAGGAGAGGCUCCAUGUCUGGAGGUGGUCACAGCUCUGGAGGGCUGGGAUCGGGCUCUGGCAGUGGUGGGAGCAGUUCUGGAGGAGGAAUCAGCUCUGGGUAUGGAGGAAGCUCAGGCAGUGGGGGAUCGAGCUCUGGGUGUAUUGGUGGUGGAGAAGGGGGCUCAGGGUACGGAGGAGGGUCAGGGUAUGGAGGAAGCUCGGGUAGGAGAGGCUCCAUGUCUGGAGGUGGUCCCAGCUCUGGUGGAUAUGGAUCAGUCUCUGGCAGUUGCAGCCCCCACAGUGGGGGGAUGAGCUCUGGCAGCUGGAGUGGCUCAGGCAGGAGAGGCUCCAUGUCUGGAGAAGGAGGAAGCUCCGGUCAUGGAGGAUCCAGUUAUGGCAGCAGUGGGUGCAUUGGUGGAGGAGAAGGAGGUUCAGGGUACGGAGGGAGCUCAGGAUAUGGAGGUGGCUCUGGCCGGAGAGGCUCCAUGUCUGGUGGUGGUCACAGUUCUGGAGGGCUGGGAUCGGGCUCUGGCAGUGGUGGGAGCAGUUCUGGAGGAGGAAUCAGCUCUGGGUAUGGAGGAAGCUCAGGCAGUGGAGGAUUGAGCUCUGGUGGGUGCAUUGGUGGUGGAGAAGGGGGUUCAGGGUAUGGAGGAAGCUUGGGCAGGAGAGGCUCCAUGUCUGGAGGUGGUCCCAGCUCUGGUGGAUAUGGAUCAGGCUCUGGCAGUUGCAGCCCCCACAGUGGGGGGAUGAGCUCUGGAGGUUGGAGCAGUUCUGGCAGGAGAGGCUCCAUCUCUGGAGGUGGAGGAAGCUCAGGUCAUGGAGGAUGCAGUUAUGGCAGUGGUGGGUCCAUCUGUGGGGGAGAAGGAGGCUCAGGGUAUGGAGGAGGAAGCUCUGGCAGGAGAGGCUCCAUGUCCGGUGGUGGGGAAGGAGAAGGAAGUUCAGGCAGUGGUGGAUCCAGUUAUGGCAGUGGCGGCUGGAUUGGUGGUGGAGAAGGGGGCUCAGGGUACGGAGGAGGGUCAGGGUAUGGAGGAAGCUCAGGUAGGAGAGGCUCCAUGUCUGGAGGUGGUCCCAGCUCUGGUGGAUAUGGAUCAGUCUCUGGCAGUUGCAGCCCCCACAGUGGGGGGAUGAGCUCUGGCAGCUGGAGUGGCUCAGGCAGGAGAGGCUCCAUGUCUGGAGAAGGAGGAAGCUCUGGUCAUGGAGGAUCCAGUUAUGGCAGCAGUGGGUGCAUUGGUGGAGGAGAAGGAGGUUCAGGGUACGGAGGGAGCUCAGGAUAUGGAGGUGGCUCUGGCAGGAGAAGCUCCAUGUCUGGAGGUGGUCCCAGCUCUGGUGGACAUGGAUCAGGCUCUGGCAGUUGCAGCCCCCACAGUGGGGGGAUGAGCUCUGGAGGUUGGAGCAGUUCUGGCAGGAGAGGCUCCAUCUCUGGAGGUGGAGGAAGCUCAGGUCAUGGAGGAUGCAGUUAUGGCAGUGGUGGGUCCAUCUGUGGGGGAGAAGGAGGCUCAGGGUAUGGAGGAGGAAGCUCUGGCAGGAGAGGCUCCAUCUCUGGAGGUGGUCACAGCUCUGGAGGGCUGGGAUCGGGCUCUGGCAGUGGUGGGAGCAGUUCUGGAGGAGGAAUCAGCUCUGGGUAUGGAGGAAGCUCAGGCAGUGGGGGAUCGAGCUCUGGGUGUAUUGGUGGUGGAGAAGGGGGCUCAGGGUAG
This is a messenger RNA of Vidua chalybeata, 5959 nucleotides long. Its product is annotated as fibroin heavy chain-like. Gene Ontology annotation, cellular component: keratin filament. Bases 230 to 5959 code for a protein of 1909 amino acids. The transcript is spliced from 13 exons. Gene Ontology annotation, biological process: keratinization; intermediate filament organization. Lineage: Eukaryota; Metazoa; Chordata; Aves; Passeriformes; Viduidae. Gene Ontology annotation, molecular function: structural constituent of skin epidermis. The record is from RefSeq and is a predicted model, not a curated record.